UCUGGAUCACCUCCCCGCGUGCUUUCCACUCAGCAGGUAAGUUGCCAUGGUGACACACCGGCCCGAAUGAAGAAGUGGUUCUCCGUGCAUGCAUCUCGCUUCACCCGUCCGGAUCUUUUACCCCCAAAACAACAAGAAGAAGAAGAAAGCGAACCGAUUCAGCCGAUGACUCUGGACUCCUUUGAGAACCGGACCGUCUCCGCCUUCACCUCCAAACUGAGCCCAGCUGGUGACAUCUGUUUGGGACUGGCCAUCCUCUCCGUGGUUGUGCUCUCCGUCCUGGGCAACGGGCUGGUUCUGGUGAUCUGCUACCGCAGGAGGAAGAAGAUGGUGGCCUCGGAGCUGCUGUGCGUCAACCUGGCCGUGGUCGACUUCCUCUGCUGCGUCUGCUUCUACCCGCUGUCCGUCACGUCCUCCUUCCGCCACGCGUGGCUGGGAGGAGACGUCACGUGCGUCUACUACGGCCUCGGCUGCUACAUCUUUGGCCUGUGCGGCAUGUUCACCGUCGCCGCCAUCAGCGUCGUCCGCUACCUGCAGACCUGCCGCAGCCUGGCGUACGGCGCGUGGUUGGAAGGAGCCAACAUCCAAAUCGGCUGCUGUGCCCUGUGGCUGGUGGCUGCCGUGUGGUCCAGCUUCCCUCUGUUCGGCUGGGGCGAGUACGUCCCCGAGCCGUACGGACUGUCCUGCACCAUCGCCUGGCGGGCCUACCACGCCUCGGCCAAGGACACCUUCUACGUCCUCUGCUCCUUCGCCUGCUUCACGAUGGUUCCCGUCCUCCUCAUCGUGGCGUCCCAGUGUCAGAUCCUCCGCAAGGUGUCCCGCUUCUCCGGCUCGCUGUCUGCGCGGGGCAUCCGCAACAACCUGAGGCGCGCCGAAAGGCGCCUCUCUGUGAUGUUUUUCUGCAUCAGCCUGGGCUUUGUGGUCGCCUGGGCGCCGUACGCCGUGGUCUCCUUUCUCUUCAUUUUCCACAAGGAGCGCCUGUACAUGGCUCCUGGGGGCUUCGUGUUCCCCGCCCUCUUUGCCAAAAGCUCCCACGUCUACAACCCUUUCAUCUACUUCUACUACAACAAGACCUUCCGGCGGGAGCUUCGCCACCUGCUCCCCUGGUGGUGGCCCGUGCCGGGGUGGAACCGAGUGCGCGUCCACACCCCUGCGGAGCUCCAGUACCCCAUCCACAUUCAGCUGCAGGACAGAGCCGCCGUCCAGAAGAGGACCUUUGGUCUGUCCCAGGACGGGGGGAAGGGGAGGAGGAAAGGCCGAGCGGCGCAGAGCGACAGCGGCCGCGUCCCGGGCAGGCCGGUGUACACCUGCUGGGGCUCGCCCGCCGAAAGAAGCCCCCGCCAUCUUGGACAAUGAAGUCUCCGAAGGCUCUCUCCGAGUCUUGGAUAUGAAUCAAACCUCGGUUAUUCUGUUGAAACAAGAAUGUUGAUUAAAAUUGGUAGCUGCAUCCCUCCUGUAGUUUCAGUGUUAGACAUUCACGUCCAACAUGGAAACCAACGGAUCCAACUGUAAUCCCUACUCGCUAAAUGCAAAUGUAAUGGUGUAAUUUAUUGUAUAACUUUGCAUUCCGUUAUUAGAUUUCACUGAAAACGUGCUGUGCCUUCUGAGUUCAUGUAAUAAUAAUGUUUUGAAAUAUCAGCUCAUUUUUUUUCUUUUCAUUUCAGCAUUUCAGCCUGAAAUAUGUUUUUUCAUUCAGUUUAUUCAAUUACUGUUGGAACGUUCUGCUCAGUCUUCAAAUACCAAGCAAAUAUCAUUCAGUCCUUUUCCCUCCAAUAGAUUUUUACAUUACAUUACAUUUCAUUUAGCUGACGCUUUAAUCCAAGGCGACUUACAAUAAGUGCAUUUCAACCAUGUUAGUGUCGGCUUCUAUAGUUUUAUCUGUAAUGUUUUGUUGCCAAAUAUAUAUUGCAGGAUAAGCAUUCCCUUAAUCUUCUUACUAUAUUCUUCUUUGAAUGUUUCCAUGUAAGUUUUGAUGUAUUUUUCCAGAAUGUUACGUGUCUAAUGCAGCAUUUCAAUGUUAAUUUGAGCACAAACUCACUGUAAGCUUUUAGCUUUGAGAUAUUAACAGAGUAGUCUCACUUGUGCAUUUCUUAUUGCAAUGUUUUUUCUCUCUGCAGCACUUGAUGUCCUUUCCCAUGUCUCUUGUGAUGUUGAAAUCAUAUCAAAAAUGUAUUUCUACAAUGCAAAGAAUUGGAAACAUAUCAAAGUAUAUAUAUAGAAAAUUGAUAAAAAAAACUGCAGAAUGAAAUCAAAUACAU
Molecule: messenger RNA, 2258 nt
Organism: Pungitius pungitius (ninespine stickleback)
Lineage: Eukaryota; Metazoa; Chordata; Actinopteri; Perciformes; Gasterosteidae
Gene: opn8c
Product: opsin 8, group member c
Exons: 4
Coding region: 67-1356 (429 amino acids)
Biological process (GO): phototransduction; G protein-coupled receptor signaling pathway; cellular response to light stimulus
Cellular component (GO): plasma membrane
Molecular function (GO): G protein-coupled photoreceptor activity
Source: RefSeq, a predicted model, not a curated record